AUGUCCGACGCGGAACAUGCCGCGCCGGCGGCUUCGGAGAAGCGCAGCGGCAACGAGAACGACGGCGGCGACAAGACGAAGGACAAGAGGCCGGGCUGGCCGCUGUGGAAGAAGCUCGCCGUCGCUGGGGCCAUCUUUCUGGUCGUCGUCGGCCUCGCAGUCGGUCUCGGCGUGGGACUAACACGCAGCCGCGGCGGCGGCGACAGCGACAGCAGCGACGACGAGAAACGCGACGGCGGCGCUCCUCCUCCUCCAAGCAACGGGACCGGCUCAUCGCGCAGCUCCGUCUGGCGCCCCAAGGCGGGCACGAGCUGGCAGAUUGUGCUCAAGAACCCCGUCGACCUGGGCUCUGGCGGCGGAGGCAGCGGCGUCACGCCGGACGUGGACGUCUACGACCUGGACAUGUACGAGAACUCGGCGGCGACAUUUCAGAAGCUGCACGGGGCGGGGAAGAAGGUCGUGUGCUACUUCAGCGCGGGGUCGUACGAGGACUGGCGCGCGGAUAAGGGGGAGUUUAAGGACGUGGACUUGGGGAAGCCGCUGCGUGGGUGGGCGGGGGAGAGGUGGUUGAAGCUGGGGAGCGAGAAUGUGAGGCGCAUCAUGAGCAAGAGGGUCGAGUACGCGGCGCAAAAGGGGUGCGACGCCAUUGACCCGGACAACGUGGACGGCUACCAAAACGACAACGGGCUGGGCCUCACAGCCAACGACACCAUCUCCUUCGUCACGUUCCUGCAGGCCGAGGCGUCGCGGCACAACAUGUCCAUGGGGCUCAAGAACGCGGCCGGCAUCAUCCCGGAGGUGCUGCACCUGUGCGACUUUAGCGUCAACGAGCAGUGCGUCGAGGAGGGCGAGUGCGAGUCCUUCGCGGCGUUUGUGGCCGCGGGGAAGCCCGUCUUCCACAUCGAGUACCCGGACGGCGUGGACGGCGAGAACGCGGCGGGCGGCAAGAUUUUGAAGGCAGCGGCGGAGGAGAUUUGCGGGCGCAAGGGCAAGGCCAAGGGCGCGGAGGGGUUCAGCACGGUGAUGAAGAGGAUGGAGCUGGACGGCUGGGUCGAGUACUGCGAUGGGAAGGUGGAGCAUCCCGCCGAGGAGGCCUACGUCACAGGCACUUUUGACAACUGGCAAAAGACGGUCAAGCUUGAGAAGAGCGACGGCGUCUUCCAGAAGACGGUGGACAUUGCGCACCCUUCGCACAAGAUCUACUACAAGUUUGUUGUCGACAACAACUGGACCAUCAACGAGUCCUCGCCUCACGAGCCAGACAGCGACGGCAACGUCAACAACUUCCUGACCCAGGCCGACCUCGAGCACCCGAGCUUCAGCAGCUCCAUCCUCAACACCGUCACCCCCGAGUCCACCACCGUCGCAAUGGCCGGCAAGAAGAACAACAAGAAGAAGCAGCAGCAGAAGGCCCAGCAGGCCGCGGCGGCCACCAAGCCUGCCGAGACCGCGCCCGCCGAGACCGCUGCCGCCGCCCCUGUCGCCGCCGAGGUGGUCCCCGUUGAGGCUGCGACCGCCGAGCCUACGGCUGCGGCCGCCACCACUGCCGCUGUCGUUGAGCCCGUUGUUCCCGUUGCCGCCGAGAGCAGGGAGGACACUGCCACGCCGUCCAUCGUCCCCGGCGGCUUCCCUGAGACCCCGGCCAACGAGGAGGACAAGACGGUCAGCGUCAACCCCCUGCCCGCUGCGCCCGGUGCUGUCAACCCCAUCACCCUGGAGCCCGGCGAGAAGAUUCCCCAGGGCGUCGCCGCGCAGGGCGUCAACGACAACGUCAAGCUCGACAAGGAGUCGUACGAGAAGAGCGAUGCGCUCCCCGGCGUCGUCGCGACUGACCUGCCGCCCGUCUCCAAGAACACCAUCCCCGAGUCCAGCCUGCCAAUUACCAGCAACAAGGAUGCCACCAUCAACACCGUUGGCCCUGGCGCCACCACCGCUGCCCUGGCUGGCCAGGUUCCGCUCGAGUCCAAGGACGCCAAGGUCCCCGAGGUCGUCAAGGAGAGCCAAGAGAAGGCCGGCGUCGCCCCCGAGGCCUCAGCCGUCCCGGAGGAGGUCAAGGAGAAGGCCGCAGUUGAGGAGGAGCUCAAGAGCAAGGUUCAGGAAGCUCCCGGAACCUCCGAGGGCCACGCUGGCGUCGGCGCCGAGAAGCAAGAGAACACCGGUCUGAUCGCCGGAGCUGCUCUCACUACCGGUGGUGCUGUUGCUGCUGCGGCCAUUGCUGCCAAGGACAAGGUCGCCGAGACUGCUGGCCCCACCGUUAACAACGCCGCCGCCGCCGCCACCGACGCCGCCAACAAGAACCUGCCUGACUCCGUCAAGGCCCAGCUGCCCGAGGCGGCCCAGAACCACCUGGCCGCUCAGUCCAAGGAGACCACCCUGGAGGAGGUCUCCCCUCAGGUGCCCGCCGAGGUCAAGGAGUCGCUCACCGAGGCUGGCAAGAGCCCUGAGGCGGCUGCCAACACCGAGGCCGUUGUUGAGAAGAAGCAGGUCGAGUCCGAGCUGCUCAAGGAGGUCAAGUCGGUGCCCGCCGUCGACGAGACCAAGCCCGCCGCUGCCGCGGCCUCCGAGACCAAGCCUGUCGCUGCCAAGGCCCCCGAGACUAAGCCCACGGAGACGGCGGCGACACAGGGCAAGGCUACCGAGGCGAACCCCGAGGCUGCCAAGGCCGAGGCCGUCAAGGCCGGUGCUGCCAACGGUGCCAACGGCACAGAGACGAAGCCCGCCGAGGCCAGCCAGCCCGCCUCCGCGCAGGCCAAGAAGAAGAGCCGCCUGAGCACCAUCUUCAGCAAGCUCAAGGAGAAGCUCAAGUAA
Molecule: messenger RNA, 2808 nt
Organism: Purpureocillium lilacinum
Lineage: Eukaryota; Fungi; Ascomycota; Sordariomycetes; Hypocreales; Ophiocordycipitaceae
Source: RefSeq, a predicted model, not a curated record